UUCAAUCACGUGUUAUCCUGCAAAGUUUAGUGCCACCACGUGCCACACAAAAACCCUCUGCCACACUCUGAGUGAGUAUUUGUAUCAGUGUUCUUUGUUAAAUUAUGUUUUGUAGUGGUUCUAGGCCUUGCUGUUUUAUUACUGGAGCUAGCCGUGGGUUUGGAAGAUCUGCGGCAAUCGCAUUAGCACGGCAAUUCUCUGAUUCUGGAACCGAAGGAAAUUUUAUCCUUGUCUCGCGUUCCGGAGAUGGGCUUGAAGAAACAAAGAAAAGAAUCGUGGAUGUCUGUGUUAGUGCGAAAGUUCAUGUUAUGGUUGCCGAUCUUGGAGAGAUGAGCACCUUAGAGGAUUCCAUAAAAGCUGCAUUGUGUAAGGUUGAAUCAUCCAAAGUUACACAUGCCUUUCUCCUGAAUAAUGCAGGGUCACUUGGAGAUGUGUCAAAAUGUUUCAAGGACGUCUCCCAGAAGGUUGAUGCCCUGGCAGAUUACUUCAACCUGAAUCUAAACUCUCCCUUAUUUCUUACUGGGAAGUUUCUUCAUUACUUCAAGGAUGCCUGCUGUACUGUAGUUAAUGUAUCGUCCCUCAUGGCUCUACAAUCUUUUCCAUAUUUUUCUUUGUAUUGCACUGGCAAAGCAGCUCGAGAUAUGAUGUGUCAAGUUCUGGCUAAAGAGGAGCCCAAUGUUAAUGUGCUAAGUUAUGCCCCUGGACCACUGCUUACAGAUAUGUACGAGGAGAUACGCACCACAUGUGGGAAUCAGGAAGUUGUUGAUAUGUUUAACACCAGUAAAGAGCAAAGUACAGCACUAACUUCAGAUCAGUCUGCAGAAAAACUUGUUAGAAUUCUGAAAGAAAAUGCUUUCAUUUCUGGUUCUCAUGUGGAUUACUUUGAUUGAAAUGUCAUGCAUAAGGUGUUCUUAUAAUUUUAUUUCAAGAUCUUAAAGUGGUAAAAAAGGUGUGGUCAUUUUAUUAAAUCAAUGUGCCCGUUCAUAUCAUCUUAUCUGUGAACUGGUCAGUUUUAAGAGUUAACUGGGUAUCCUGUGGCAUUAGGCUUGUUCAUCAGCAGCAAUCAUAUUAAUGGAAACAGACAUCUCUUUUAUUUAUGACAAUGAUCAUUAAAUGGGUCACAAGCAUCAUGAGAAACCUGGACACUAGAGGCAGAGAAAAGUAUAAAGAGGGAAAGUAUAGGAACAAUGUAAAAAGCAAGAAAAAAUAUUAUAAGUUUAAAAAGUAAAAUCUGCACAUUUCCUUCUUGUUGUAGG
Messenger RNA from Pocillopora verrucosa, 1256 nucleotides. RefSeq names its product sepiapterin reductase. NCBI's taxonomy places the organism in Eukaryota, Metazoa, Cnidaria, Anthozoa, Scleractinia, Pocilloporidae. Gene Ontology annotation, biological process: tetrahydrobiopterin biosynthetic process. The record is from RefSeq and is a predicted model, not a curated record. Gene Ontology annotation, molecular function: sepiapterin reductase (NADP+) activity.